Lactuca saligna is the source of this 2853-nucleotide messenger RNA. Lineage: Eukaryota; Viridiplantae; Streptophyta; Magnoliopsida; Asterales; Asteraceae. The record is from the annotation of a GenBank genome assembly.
AUGGUUCUUACAGGCCAUUUUGUCGAUUCUAAUUGGCAUUUACAAAAGCGUGUUCUUAGCUUUAUUCACUUACCUCCUCCUCAUCGUGGGCUUGAGAUUGCCGACAAUCUUUAUAAGUGUUUGAAGGAUUGGUGCAUUGAGAAUAAGGUGUUUACUAUUUCGGUUGACAAUGCCUCAAAUAAUGACUCGACUGUUAGGAUCUUAAGUGAAACUUUUUCAAGGGUUAAGAAGUUGCCUUGUGGAGGAAAGAUGUUUCAUGUACGUUGUUGUGCACACAUCUUGAAUCUUAUGGUUAAAGAUGGACUUUCUAGAAUUGGCCAUAUCAUUGAGGAUAUACACGACUCUGUCACAUUUAUCAAUCAAAAUGAGUCAAGACUCAACUUGUUUUCUGAGAUUGUGCAACAAUUACAAUUGCCACAUAGAAAACUUAUUCUUGAAUGCAAGACAAGGUGGAACUCAACAUAUGAAAUGUUGUCCGCUGCAAUCAAAUUUAAAGAGGUAUUUCCAAUGUACAAAGAAAGAGAGCCACGCUACAUUAGUUGUCCCACAAAUGAAGAUUGGAUAAAUGUGGAAAAGGUAUGUGAGAUUUUAGAAGUUUUUUACUCUGCAACUAAUAUUAUCUCUGGUAGUGAGUAUCCAACUUCAAACCUAUUUCUUAAUGAAGUUUAUAGAAUCAAAGUUUUGUUGGACAAGAAGCUUCAAGAUCCUAACGAAUAUUAUUUUGUUCAUGACAUGGUUCGGUGCAUGAAACAAAAUUUUGAUAAGUAUUGGGGAGAGUGCAACUUGAUGAUGUUGAUUGGUGCUAUUUUAGACCCUAGGUGCAAAAUGAGGGUUAUUGAGUUUUGUUUUCCUAGGAUGUAUCCCGAACAGGAAGCUUGUGAAAAUAUAGACAAAGUUAAAAAAGCUUUAUAUGAAUUGUAUGGAGAAUAUGUGGAUGAAUAUUGUUCUAGUGGCGGUGAAGGAAAUUGUGAAACUGUUGUUGGUUUAAGUGGAAACAAUGUGAACAUUCAACCCUCAUCUUCCGGAUGGUCCGAGUUUGCUCAGUUUGUAAGAACAGUUGAAAAUAUACAACCACAAAAAUCAGAUUUAGAUAAUUAUCUUGAAGAGGGUUGUUACAUUUGUGAUGCUGGCCCAACACCGUUUGAUGCUUUACAAUGGUGGCGAUCAAAUUCGUUAAAAUAUCGUAUAUUAUCACGCAUGGCUCGAGAUAUACUUUCUAUUCCCAUCACCACUGUUGCAUCGGAAGCUACUUUUAGUGCGGGUAGUAGAGUUAUUGACACAUAUAGAGCAUCAUUGGCUCCCGAAACGGUUGAAGUCUUACUUUGUGGAGGAGAUUGGUGUCGAAGCCUCCAUGGUUUGAAAAGAAAGAACAAGUCAAAACACAUCCGAGAUUCAUCUACAUUUUCUCCUGCUUCUUCGUUGAUUUCUUCCGUUAUCCUCCUGCUCUUUAAGAUGGGAGACGAGAGCCGAAGCUACACGGUGGAUGAUGCACUUGCAAGCGUAGGAUUUGGGAAGUUCCAAAUGCUUGUGCUUGCGUAUGCAGGGAUGGGUUGGAUUUCAGAAGCCAUGGAAAUGAUGCUUCUUUCGUUUGUGGGACCCGCACUUCAGUCUGCAUGGAAUCUUUCCUCUCAUGAACAAAGCAUGAUUACUAGUGUUGUCUUUGCUGGCAUGUUGGUUGGAGCAUAUUCAUGGGGUGUUGUUGCAGAUAAACAUGGAAGGAGGAAAGGAUUUCUUUACUGCAAUGGUUACUUCUGUGGCUGUUGCCAAGAUAAACGGGAAAUCACUUCCUCCGGAAUCCUUGUUUCCGACAAUGAAAUCGAGUUGAAUGUCAAGUCAAUGGAAUCAGAAGGUGCACGCUUGCUCCCUCAGAGUAAUAAUAAUAAGCACACGGAUGAUGAAAAACCGGAAGUUAUCAAUCAUAGUAAAAGUAAUGUGUCAACAUUGGCAAUGUUGUUUUCACCGGAAUUGAUAAAGCCGACUUUGCUUUUAUGGGUGGUUUUCUUUGGGAAUGCUUUUUCUUAUUAUGGGCUUGUGCUUCUUACAACCGAGUUGCAUAAUGGUGCGAAUAAUUGUGGACCAAAUGGAUCACGAUCUCAAGGCUCGGAGGAGGUUAGCUACAAAGAUGUCUUCAUCACUAGUUUUGCAGAUAAUCUGGCUGAGUAGAUUUACCUUUAAUUUGGUUCAAGAGUUCCCGGGACUUAUUAUAUCAGCUUUUACAAUCGAUAAAUUGGGUCGAAAGCGCUCCAUGUCAACAAUGUUCUUCCUUUGUUGCAUUUUCUUGCUCCCAUUGACUUUCCAACAACCUCAAGCUCUCACAACGGUUCUUCUCUUUAUGGCUCGAAUAUGCAUCACAACAACCUUCACUGUGGUUUACAUUUUUGCCCCUGAGAUAUAUCCGACAUCAGUGAGAACAACGGGUGUUAGGGUGGGCAGCUCGGUGGGGCGAAUUGGCGGCAUGAUAUGUCCGCUGGUGGCGGUGGGUUUGAUACAUGGCUGCCAUCAAACCGCCGCCAUCCUCCUCUUUGAAUUUGUUAUUUUUUCUUCGGGUGUUUGUGUCAUGCUUUUCCCCUUUGAGACAAGCGGAAGAGAACUCACUGAUUCUACAGUUCCUGAAACUGCAACCACUUUAGAAGUGGGUUGACUCCUCAUGAUUGUUUGUAGUUUUUACUUUUUAGGAAAACACACACACACAUACAUACUAGCAACUUGUAAUCGAUUAUAUGAUAAUUGUAAUAUGUUUUGAAAUGGAGUAGAUUUGUAAUUUAUAUUCAUAUCUUGGCACUAUGUAUAAACAAUUCAAUUUGUUACAUUUUUAUUCAAAAAUGUUAAUAAGUCCUCUAUUUUUACUACAAA